CCGGCGCUCAGGCAAACAGCAGUUAUACUGUUGUUCAAACAGCAGCCUGGGCCCCGCAGACAUGAUCCCAAAAGAAGCACCCUUGGAAGUGAUCUGAAUAUCUUAAGAUCCAGUGGAAGAGAAAAUAUCUGCAAUAAUUGUUCUGUGCUGAACUCUCGACUGACUUUCGUUUUUCUGUUCCCUUUGCCUCCCCAACCCUGUUCGUUUUGGUUUUGGUUUUGGUUUUGCAUUUCCCUGCCUGAUUCUCCACUUCGGCAUCGUCAGGGCUGCGCGGUGGUUGAGUUCAAGAUGGAAGAGAGCAUGAAAAGAGCCGUGGAAGUGCUGAACAAGCACAGCCUCAGUGGGAGACCCCUGAAGGUGAAGGAGGAUCCCGAGGGCGAGCAUGUCCGAAGAGCUGUGCAGAAGGCCAUGGCAGCCUCUGGGAGCGGGAUGGGUAUCAGCCCUGGUGGCGGCGGCGGCGGCGGGCCUGGCAUGAUUAACAUCCCGCCCAGCAUUCUCAAUAACCCCAAUAUCCCUAACGAGAUCAUCCAUGCCCUGCAGGCCGGCCGGCUGGGCAGUACCGUUUUUGUGGCCAAUCUGGAUUACAAGGUUGGCUGGAAGAAGCUGAAGGAAGUUUUCGGCAUGGCCGGCGUAGUUGUCCGAGCGGACAUCCUGGAAGACAAAGAUGGGAAGAGCCGAGGGAUAGGCACGGUCACCUUCGAGCAAGCCAUCGAGGCUGUCCAAGCCAUCUCUAUGUUCAACGGGCAGCUGCUCUUCGACAGGCCGAUGCAUGUCAAGAUGGACGAACGGGCGUUGCCGAAAGGGGACUUCUUCCCUCCGGAGCGGCCCCAGCAGCUUCCUCAUGGCCUUGGAGGGAUCGGCAUGGGACUGGGGCCGGGAGGAAUACCAAUCGAUGCCAAUCACCUGAACAAAGGCCUGGCCAUGGGCAACCUCGGCCCUGGAGGGAUGGGCAUCGAAGGCUUGGGCUUCGGAAUGAAUAAAAUGGGAGGGAUGGAGGGUCCUUUCAGUGGAAUGGAGAGCCUGGGCCGUUUUCCUUCCGGAAUGAACAUCGGCCGGAUGAGUGAAAUGGACCGUGCCAUUGGAGGGGGAUUCGAAAGAGACUUCCCCAGAAACGAAAUGGGGAUGCCCCGUAGUUUUGGAGACACUCUGGAGAGAGGCAUAGGGGGUGGCGGCGGUGGCGCCACGAUUCCGGCCAUUGACCGGAUGGCUCCGGGACUGGACCGCAUGGCCAGCAGCAUUGACAGGCUCCCCACCGGCAUAGGCCACGGGAUCGAACGCGUGGGCUCCGAGAUGGACCGCAUGGGACUGGUGCUGGACCGCAUGGGCUCUGGAGUAGAUAGGAUGGGCUCGGGCAUCGACCGCAUGGGCCCUCUGGGGUUAGACCACCUGGCAUCCAGCAUCGACCGCAUGGGCCCCGGGAUGGAUCGGAUGGGCGCCGGCCUGGGCUUUGGCCUGGACCGCAUGGGCUCCACCCUCGACCGCGUGGGCAGCGCCAUGGACAGGAUGGGCAGCGGGGUAGACCGCAUGGGGUUGGGCCUGGACCGCAUGGUCCCAGCGGGGAUGGGCCCCGUGAUGGAUAGGAUGCCGGCGGGUCUGGACCGCCUCGGAGCGGCUCCCAUGGACCGGAUGGGGCUGGACCGCUUGGCGGCCCCCAUGGACCGGAUGGGGUUGGACCGCAUGGGCGCGGGCGCAAGCGGCAUGGACCGCAUGGGGCCAGCCUUGAGCCAGGGCAUGGGGGCUGGCUUAGACAGGAUAGGGCUGCCCAUGGGGAGCACCUUCGAGAGAACCAUGGACAUGGAGCGUGGGAACUUUGCUGCCGGAAACUUCACCAGUGCCCUAGGAGGCGGAGGGCCCGUGGCUGCUGCCGGUGUAGCCAGGAAAGCUUGCCAGAUUUUUGUGAGAAAUCUUCCUUUUGACUUUACAUGGAAAAAUCUGAAGGACAAGUUCAACGAAUGCGGGCAUGUGCUCUACGCGGACAUCAAAAUGGAGAACGGGAAGUCCAAAGGCUGCGGAGUGGUCCGGUUUGAGUCUCCCGAGGUGGCCGACCGAGCCUGCCGGCUCAUGAACGGCAUGCAGCUCCGUGGCCGGGAAAUCGAUGUCCGGAUUGACCGAAAUGCUUAAAAGCCCCACCUUCUUUUUUUAAAAAAAACAAAACAAAAACAAAAAUGCUCUGGGGAGGUGCGGGGAGGGGAGGGAGUCUAGAUUUGUAAUUCUUUCUUGUUUAUGGUGUAUUUUUUCUUCUUUUUAAAAAAAUCCGCCCGGAUGCAAGACUGGCAAAGACAUCAGCUCUGCUGCUUUCUGGAGUCAUUUUAAUAAUUCCCUUUUUAAAAUCUGGGAUGGCUUUUUUUUUUUCUCCCUCUUACUCAUUUUGUCUAGUCUUUUUUUAUUUUGUUUGUGAGGCAGUUUUUUAAACCGUUUAACAUGCCAAGAGUUCUGGUUCUUUUUGUAGCGACGCCACCUUGUUGAAUUGGGGGAAAAAAACCAACCAACCAACCAACCACGUUUUGCAUUGUGUCUGGAAGUAAUUCCUUUUCCCCACCAAGAACUGGUGGCUUUCACUUCUUUGCCCACUUCCUGACUGGUGAAAGAACCUUGUGGAAAUUCUUUUUUUUUUCUUCCCCUUUUUUUUUGGGGGGGGGGGCUGGGGGGGGUGAAAGGUAGUCCUGAUCAUUGUGUGACCUAUUCUCCUUUGGAAAGUAGCUUGUUUGCAACCUUUUGCAGACUGAAGUGUUUGGAAAUGUGUGUGAAUAGACCAACGGUCCGACCAAAACUGUAUCCUGUACGAGAUCUGUCAACAUUAAAGAUGUUUUCUUGUGACUUAA
This is a messenger RNA of Ahaetulla prasina, 2822 nucleotides long. RefSeq names its product heterogeneous nuclear ribonucleoprotein M (gene HNRNPM). Gene Ontology annotation, cellular component: post-mRNA release spliceosomal complex; cytoplasm; nucleus. The transcript has 13 exons. The record is from RefSeq and is a predicted model, not a curated record. Lineage: Eukaryota; Metazoa; Chordata; Lepidosauria; Squamata; Colubridae. Bases 289 to 2121 code for a protein of 610 amino acids. Gene Ontology annotation, molecular function: mRNA binding. Gene Ontology annotation, biological process: alternative mRNA splicing, via spliceosome; regulation of mRNA stability involved in response to oxidative stress.